This is a messenger RNA of Ilyonectria robusta, 12079 nucleotides long. RefSeq lists its product as uncharacterized. The transcript has 4 exons. NCBI's taxonomy places the organism in Eukaryota, Fungi, Ascomycota, Sordariomycetes, Hypocreales, Nectriaceae. Bases 278 to 11791 code for a protein of 3837 amino acids. Gene Ontology annotation, molecular function: transcription coregulator activity; protein binding. Gene Ontology annotation, cellular component: SAGA complex; NuA4 histone acetyltransferase complex; nucleus. The record is from RefSeq and is a predicted model, not a curated record. Gene Ontology annotation, biological process: regulation of DNA-templated transcription; DNA repair.
CGAAGCCCUUGAAAUACCAAGGCCACACCUGCAUUCACUUCACCCCCCGAACCCAACUUUCGCCAUCGACAUAUCCGAACCGAAAACCACUCCAGUCAUCGUCGGCCGAACUAUCCCCAUCGAUUCCCCCGUUUCCGAAGCAGCGCAGGCUUUCGCGACAGCUUCGCGAAGCACUAGCUCUGAAGCUAUUCCCCCCGAACGUUAGGGGUCACCACCACGUCGACCCUCCCGCGGAUGGAAGGGAGCGUCGCGUCGUGUGGACGCCAAUAAUGCAGCCAUGUCGGGAACCACUAUUGACGAUGUCGUAAAGCGACUCAGCACACCCGAAAUAGAUGUCCGGCUCAAGUUGGAAGCCGCAACGACAUUGCGUGACAGCUUGGAUCACUACACUAGUGGCCCUAUUUACCCUCCAUUCCUCAAGCGAUUAAUGCCAAUCUUCAUAACCAUUCUCAGAGGACCAUGUACUUUUCAAAGCAACUCACCGGAGCAGAGACUCCGCAACUGCAUCCUCGAAGUUCUCCACCGAUUACCUACCGCGCCUGCGUCCCCCGAACCGUUUGAGCAGUACGCCGAAGAGAUUGUCGACCUCUUAAUGCAACUUGUUCGUACCGAUAACGAGGAGAAUGCGACGCUAUGUGUCAAAAUUACAUCAGAUAUCAUGCGCCACCAGCACAAGGUGCUCCAGGGCAAGGUCCAACUGUUCCUGUCCCUCAUCCAGGAGCUUUUCGAGCAGAUGGAAAAGGUGGUCAGGGAGCAACUCGACAAUGCAUCCUUGACUGCCCCUUCUCAGUCUGGGGGACCUUCAACACCAGGCAGCUCACAAACGAAUUUCCAGUCCCCUAGACCAGGAUCACCGGUGGCUUCAGUGACGGAGCUUGGUGCUGACCCCCAGCAACAAAACCGACCGCUCUUGAAGGGCAUGCAAUCUUUCAAGGUUCUCUCCGAAUGCCCGAUCAUUGUCGUCUCGAUUUUCCAGAUCUACCGAAAUACGGUGCAGCAAAAUGUACGGAAAUUUGUUCCACUCAUCCAGAAUGUCUUGUGCCUGCAAGCAGCGGCGCAACAACAAGCGCACGCCGAUGCUGCUGCGAGAGGGACCAUUCACACUGGGGUGAGCCCCGCGAUCAAGAACCGGGCGGCGUUCGGCGACUUCAUUACGGCGCAAGUUAAAACGAUGAGUUUCCUGGCCUAUCUUCUCCGACAAUACGCAUCGCAGCUCAACGACUUCUUGCCACGAUUGCCAGACAUCGUCCUCAGGCUCCUAAAGGACUGUCCUAGGGAGAAGUCCGGUACCAGGAAAGAGCUGAUUGUCGCAAUUCGGCACAUCAUCAACUACAACUUCCGAAAGAUCUUCAUUCCCAAGAUUGACGAAUUGUUGGAUGAGCGAACACUCACUGGUGAUGGGCUGACUGUCCACGAGACUAUGCGACCGCUGGCUUACAGUAUGCUCGCUGAUCUUAUCCAUCAUGUCCGCGAAUCUUUGAAGCCUGAGCAAAUCCGUAAGACCGUCGAGGUCUACACUCGGAACCUGCAAGACAGCUUCCCCGGGACGAGCUUCCAGACCAUGAGCGCCAAGCUCCUCCUGAACAUGGCUGAGUGUAUUGCCAAAUUGCCUAACAAGGCCGAUGCACGAUACUACCUACUCAUGAUUCUAAACGCGAUCGCCGACAAGUUCGCUUCCAUGAACCGAAAUUACCCCAACGCCGUGAAGCUCUCGAAGCUCUUCCACGAGCAACUUGCAGCCGGGACUACCGAAACAUACCUUGCGGACAAGGAUUACCCACCUGACUGGGACGAGACCGACAUUUUUACUGCUGUUCCGAUCAAAACCACAAAUCCCCGCGACAGGGGCGCAGACCCAGUGGUCGACAACAAAUUUCUCUUCCGAAACCUGAUGACGGGUCUCAAGAACACCUUCUAUCAGCUGAGGACGUGUAAUGUUGGCACCACGGUUGACCUUCAGAAUGCCCCUACGCACUGGCAGGAGGUAUCUUACGGGUUCACUGCCGAGGAGGCCAAGGUCAUCGUUAAGCUGUUCCGAGAGGGAGCCUACGUCUUCAGAUAUUACGAGAUUGAGAAGCCCGCUGCAGAGUCACAGUACAUGUCACCAGUGGAGUACAUGGCGAACUUCUACAUGGUCUCGAGCAGCAAAGAAGAAAAGGACCUACUCGAGAGCUUUGCGACCGUCUUUCAUGCCAUCGACCCAGCCACUUUCCAUGAGGUUUUCCAGCAGGAGAUCCCCCGACUUUACGAAAUGAUCUUUGAGCAUACUGCAUUGUUGCACAUCCCCCAGUUUUUCCUUGCGAGCGAGGCAACUUCGCCUAGCUUUUGCGGGAUGCUGCUCCAAUUCCUCAUGGAGCGGAUAGACCAAGUGGGCUCGGCGGAUGUACACAAGUCCUCGAUCCUGCUGAGACUCUUCAAGUUGGCAUUUAUGGCGGUCACGUUGUUUGCUGGUCAGAACGAGCAGGUCUUGUUGCCACAUGUUGUCAGCAUUGUCACACAAUCCAUCGAGCUGUCAACAAAGGCUGAGGAGCCUAUGAACUACUUCCUCCUGCUGCGCUCACUGUUCCGCAGCAUCGGCGGUGGUAAGUUCGAACAGUUGUACAAGCAGAUUCUCCCCCUUCUCGAGAUGCUCUUGGAUGUUCUGAACAACCUCCUCAUGGCGGCGCGAAAGCCCGCAGAGCGUGACCUGUAUGUAGAGCUCUGCCUCACAGUUCCGGCUCGUCUAAGUCAUCUCUUGCCGCACCUGAGCUUCUUGAUGCGUCCAUUAGUCGUCGCCCUGCGGGCCGGCACGGAUCUCGUUGGACAGGGAUUGCGAACGCUUGAGCUCUGUGUUGAUAACCUCACGGCCGACUACCUCGACCCUAUCAUGGCGCCCGUGAUCGACGAACUGAUGACAGCCCUGUUUGACCAUCUGAAGCCACAUCCCUAUAGCCAUUUCCAUGCUCACACAACAAUGAGAAUCCUUGGCAAGCUUGGCGGCAGGAACCGCAAAUUCAUGACUGGUGCUCUGCCACUCGGCUACAAGGAAUACGCGGACGACCCUUCAAGCUUCGACCUGAGACUGAUCGGUUCAAAGAAAGACCGAGCAUUCCCUGCCGAGAUGGGUAUCGAUUCCGCCAUCCAGAAGUUGAUGGAGGUUCCAAAGUCCGGGAAGAAUAACCAGAACCGGCAGUACGAUGGGCAUUACAAGAAGCAGGCCCUUCACUUGAUCAAGUCGCAAUUGAAGCUGCGAAUCGGAUUCGAUCAGCUGCCUGAAGAUUUCCCCAAACUCCUGCGCCUGCAAGCUCAAGAUUUCCUGGCUCGCAAGCUUGAUAUUAACCUCGCCAGUUUCGAGGUUUCUGAUCGAGAGCGGUCAAUUCCGAAGAAGGACGGAGAGGAUCUGAAUGUGAAACGAUUACUGAAGGCCAUCAUGUUUGCCGAGUCGAUACCCGAGUUCAAAGAGGAAGCGAACACAUUUCUCCACAACAUUUGCAAACACUUUGCAAUCAUUGAAGUCGGCCGUGCUUUGGUUGACCUGAAGAGGACUUUCAGCCCAUUCGAUCCCUUGGCUGGUGAAGGCCCCUUGCAUAUCGACACUCGGAAUCUUUCAGAUGCUAUUGUCGAGUGUCUCUCAUCGGAUCACCCGGAUGUGCGCGAGUCAGCCCAAGGCGCUAUUCGGGAAAUGCACACCUGCAUCGCCACCAUCUUGGGCUCAGAGACCGGUGUCGGGCGACUUCCAUUCUUUGGCCAUCUCAGCAGCACAUUCUGUCAUACCUGUUAUGAAGAAGAAUGGUUCACCAAGACGGGCGGAAGCUUGGGCAUAAACUUCUUGCUUACGGAGCUCGAUCUGGGCGAUGCCUGGGUAGCAUCCAAGCAAACCGAGUUCAUCCGGGCGCUCAUGUACGUCAUCAAGGACAUGCCCCAAGACCUCCCAGAGAAAACAAGGUGUCUAGCUCAGACCAGUCUUGAGGUUCUGCUCAAACGCAUCACAAAGAACAUCAAGAAGGAAGACGCACUGCCGAUCCAGCAACAACAAGGCCAGCCUCAGGUAAAGCAGCCUCGCCUCGCCCAGAUCUGCAUGCAAUUCAACAACGAGCUGUCCCACAUGAACAAGCACGUCCGCGAGACUGCCAAACGAUCUUUGGAACUCAUCGCCAAGGCCGCUGGUUGUGAGGUCUGGGAGCUCAUCGACCCCUACAAGGAUCGGUUCCUGCAGCCCAUCUUCGCCAAGCCCCUGCGUGCUCUGCCAUUUGCAAUUCAGAUCGGAUACAUCAACGCCAUGUCGUACCACAUGAGCAUCAAGAGUGAUUGGGUUACUUUUGAUGAGAAUUUGAACCGGUUGUUGAUGGAGUCUUUGGCCUUGGCUGAUGCCAGUGACGAAUCGCUUGCCAACAAGCCUGCUGAAUUCCGCACCCAUGAGCACAUUGUCAACCUCCGCGUGUCAUGCAUUGGACUACUCAGCACCGCGAUGACUUUCGAGGAAUUCGCCAACACUCCGACAAAGGGCAAGAUUCUGUCGGUCUUCUUCAAGUGCUUGUACACCGAGUCCAAACCCACCAUCACAGCAGCAAACGAUGCAUUGAAGUCAGUCUUGGCAGUGGAUAGGCGACUGCCCAAGGAUCUGCUCCAAGGAGGUCUUCGCCCUGUGCUUCAGAGCCUCUCAGACCCGAAACGUCUCAGCACAGCCGGACUCGAUAAUCUCUCGAGAUUGUUGAAGCUACUUACGAGCUACUUUAAAGUCGAGAUUGGUGCUCGCCUGCUUGACCAGAUUGACUCCAUUGUGGACCCAACCACCAUGGAGCAAAUUUCCUUCACCUUCUUCGACCAACAGCCCCAGAUGAGAGUCAUCACCGCAAUCCUGAACAUCUUCCACUUGCUACCUGCCCCAGCUGAAGCAUUCAAGGAGCGUCUCAUCGAUUGCUUCCUUGGCCUGGAAGACAAGCUUCGCAGAACUCAGCUGAGUCCAUUCCGCCUCCCGAUAUAUAGGUACCUCAACCGAUAUCCCAAGGAGAUUUGGGCACAUCUACUCGGGAAGGUUGAGGACCUCAAGUACGGUCGAUUCUUGGCCCAGGUUCUCUGCCACCCGGACAGUAGUCCUCUGCGAGAUGUUGCUGUCGAGAAUGUGGAGGGCCUGAUCAACCGAUGCAAUGAAGUCAUGGCUCAGAAUAAUGAGGCCAAGUUUGUUGUUAUCAUCAACACGAUCCAUAUUCUUGACUCCCUCACCCAGUUUUCUGAUAGCUGGAUGGACAAGAAGGAGAGCAUUGCUUGGCUCAAGAACAUUGGCAAGAUCCUCGAGAACUCUCUCCGACAGCAUACCCUGCCAGGCUAUCUUCGACUGCCUGCGUACCAGGGUGCUGAACAGGUGAUGGCUGUCCUCGUCAAGUCCCUCGAGAGGUCCCCUAAAGACCUUGACGCUCUCUUUAGCUUGAUCGAGAUGGUCACUGCCGAGGAUCUUCGAAUGAGCCACGUUCUGCUCUCAUACAUUUAUAAUAAGAUUAUCUGCAGCGAUGCUGUGGAUUUCUGGAAGGUCACUCUCCUGCGAUGUUUGGACGCGUAUGCCGGCAAAGUCGUAUCGAACAAGACAAAGCACUUCUUGUUGCACUACAUUGUCAACCCCAUUGUCGCUAUGGAUGUCAUGCGCAACUGGAACAACUCGGACCAGAACAAGACUCCCAGGCUCAUGGAUCGCGCCGUCAUUGACGCUGUGAGCAGUAAGAUCUGGAAGGUUCACCCUGAGAUGACGAUGGAUGACCAGAGCCAACCUGGCAUUGAUCACACUCGGUUCGAGGUGUUGCAACUUUCUGCAAUGCUUGUGAAGUACUACCAUACCACUCUCCAAGAGGCACGAAAGGACAUCAUCAAAUUCGGCUGGACUUUCAUUCGGCUGGAUGAUGUCAUCAACAAGCAUGCUGCCUACGUCGUCAUUGGCUACUUCAUCGCUCACUAUGAAACACCCUCUAAGAUUGUCACACAGGUCUAUCUGUCACUUCUCAAGGCGAACCAAAACGAGGGUCGUGCUUUGGUGACCCAAGCUCUGGAGUUGAUUGCGCCGGUCCUGCCCAAGAGGUGUGGAACUGGCCCGAAUGAACGCAAUGCCCCUUGGGCCGUGGCUCCUCGCCGCAUUCUUGCCGACGAAGGACAGAAUGUUCAGCAGAUGACUAGCAUUUUCCACUUUCUCGUUAAGCAUCCUGAACUGUUCUUCGAAGCUCGAGACAAGUACAUCAUGUUGAUCAUUAGCUCCUUGCGAAAGGUCGCCGCUCCCCAAAAUGCUUCCCACGAGAGUAAGAGGCUCGCUCUUAACAUGAUGUGGCUUAUUUGGACGUGGGAAGAAUGGCGGGUCGAAGGGCGAAAGUCGCCUCACGUCAAGUCUCGGUCGCUCUCUGAAUCUCCCAACACGAAGAAGAGAAAGCUUGAGAGCGACAUCCCAACCUCGUCUCCCCCUGUGCCGAGACAGAUGGAACGAGCCGAGUACCAGAUUCCUCCUGGCUUCCGGCAGAAGAUGAUCAAGUACCUCAUAGAGUUUAUCGCACAACUCAACGAACGAUAUGUCCUGCCCUCCGCCAAACCCCGAGACCAGGCGAUUUCACCUAUCCCUUCUCCCCCCCCUGUUGUGACGGAGCUUUGCAAGAAGGCCAUGGCACUUCUUCACAACCUGGUCCAGCCUCAGUACUGGGGUGACCUGGACCUGGACCUGUUCCCCAACGUGACCGAUGUCAUUUUGGCCAGCGAGAAAACGCAGAACAUUCUCAAUGCUGACCCUACCGACAAGGAGAAGUACGACGAAAAGUUCCUCACCAACAUCAUCAACACUCUUCAAGUUGUGCGAAUUAUUUUGAACUCCAAGUCGGACGACUGGAUCCAGAAGAAUAUGCCCGCAAUCCAGAAGGUGCUUGAAAAGUGCCUCAAGUCGGAGAAUCCUGAGAUUCAGGAUUGUCUACACCUUUCUGAUAAGAAGUACGACGAAAAUCGUGAUCUUCGAUCUAUCAUCAAGCGCGUCCUCGACUCCGUACCAGAUGACACUCCCAUGGAAGACGGCGAUGCUGAAGGUGAAGCUGAGGCGCAAACCUCGGAGAUCGUUGCCUAUCUCUCACAGCUUGCCACGGAGGCCAUGAAUGGGAAUAAUUACGUAUCAGGUGUCAACAUGCUUUGGUCCCUUGGGAACCGCAAGCCGACUGUCAUUGACCAGCACAUUCUGUCGCUCAUGAAAGCUCUUCAGAGCAAGCACGCGCGAGAGCAUGUACAGCACUACAAUGCUGUUGCAAACCAGGCUGCAGGCAUGAACCCGCGAACGCAGGACCCUGCCACCCCGACAGGAGAAAUGUCAGCCUACGACUUGGACAUCCAGACCAAACUCAUGAUCAAGGAAAUUCAGGUUGUGGCAUUGAGGAUGGAAGUCCUAGGCGACAACAGACGGCCUUUCCUCAGUGUCCUCGCAACCUUGGUGGAGAAAUCUAUGCACAUAGAACUGUGCGAAGAAAUCCUCAGCAUGGUUGAAGGUUGGGUGUUCCGUUCUGAAGGAACUUGGCCUACUCUCAAGGAGAAGACCGCAGUUCUCCAUAAGAUGCUGUCAUUUGAGCACCGCCAGGAUUCUACCAUGCUCUCCAAGUUCCUCGACCUGGUCAUCCGAAUCUACGAGGAUCCCAAGAUUACUCGCACGGAGCUAACAGUUCGCAUGGAACAUGCGUUCCUUAUCGGAACUCGGGCGGCUGACGUCGACAUGCGCAACCGCUUCAUGGCCAUUUUCGACAAGAGUUUGUCCAAGUCUGCCAGUGCUCGCCUCUCCUACAUCCUGACUUCACAGAACUGGGAUACUCUGGCCGACUCGUACUGGCUUGCGCAAGCCUCCCAACUGUUGCUCGGCGCAGUGGAGACCAAUGCUACCAUCCAACUUCAUCAGGACGACUUCAAGACGAUGCCACUCUCUCGAUUGUUAACCGUUUUCACGAAAGAAAAAGAGGCCAGGGAACCGUCUAUCAUGACCGACGACAAGUAUGAGGCCUUGAUGGCAACCCAUCGACGAUUCAUGACGGAAGUUGGCGAUGUCAAGGUUCGGGACAUCAUCGACCCUUUGAUGCAGCUUCAGCACAUCGACUCUCAACUGGCCCAUCAGCUUUGGGUGACUCUCUUCCCAAUUUAUUGGUCUGCUACAGCUCGGGAUGAUCGAAUUGAUUUGGAACGUGGAAUGGUUGCACUCCUUACUAAGGACUACCACAGUCGCCAGAUCGAUAAGCGCCCCAACGUCGUCCAGUCCCUUAUUGAGGGCGCUGCGAGGACCUGGCCAGAGUGCAAGCUGCCCCCGCACGUUCUCAAGUUUGAGGCUAAGACCUACGAUGCUUGGUACACUGCAUUGGUUCAGCUUGAGAACGCUGCCAUUAGGCCUGAGGCCGAAUCGGCGACAGUGCGUGAGAGCAACCUCGACGCCCUCGUGGAGUUGUACGCAUCGCUCUCAGAGGAUGACUUGUUCUACGGUACCUGGCGACGUCGUUGUCAAUUCGUGGAAACCAACGCUGCUCUCUCUUACGAGCAAAACGGCAUGUGGGAUAAGGCCCAGAAGCUGUACGAAAAUGCGCAGAUCAAGGCUAGGACCGGCGUCAUUCCAUUUUCGCAAGCUGAAUACAUGCUAUGGGAGGACCACUGGGUGCUAUGCGCGCAGAAGCUCCAGCAAUGGGAGAUUCUCCAAGACUUUGCCAAGCAUGAAAACUUCCAGGAUCUGCUCCUGGAGUGCGCUUGGAGGAACACGGACAUGUGGCAAGAGGAACAGCAUCGCGAGGCUCUCGACAACAUCAUCAAGGGUGUGAUGGAUGCCCCAACCCCUCGACGCGCUUUCUUCCAGGCUUUCAUGUCUCUGCUCAAGUUCCACAAUCAACAAGAGGCUGGAACCGAGUUUGCCCGUGUGUGUGAUGAGGCUAUUCAGUUGUCAAUCAGGAAAUGGCAUCAGCUUCCAACACGAUUGACCAAUGCCCAUAUCCCGUUGCUGCAGAACUUCCAGCAGUUGGUAGAGUUGCAUGACGCCAGUGUGAUUUGCCAGAGUCUCGCCAACACCAAUCAGUCCAACUUGGAUGUCAAGUCUGGUGAGCUGAAGCUUCUCUUGGGUGCCUGGCGUGACCGAUUGCCCAAUGUUUGGGAUGACAUUACGGCUUGGCAGGAUUUGGUCACCUGGAGACAACACAUCUUCAGUCUGAUCAACCAGACCUACCUGCAGUUGCUUCCUCAGCAAGGCCAGCAAGCUGCUGGUGGGGCUUCUUCCUUUGCCUACCGUGGAUACCAUGAGACAGCUUGGAUCAUCAACCGAUUUGCUCACGUGGCCCGCAAGCACAGCCUACCAGAGGUCUGUAUCAGCCAACUGAGCCGAAUCUACACUCUGCCCAACAUUGAGAUCCAGGAGGCCUUCUUGAAGCUACGCGAGCAAGCCAAGUGCCACUACGAGAACCCCGAGGAACUCACUAGUGGUUUGGAUGUUAUCAACAAUACCAACCUCAACUACUUCAGCCCACAGCAGAAGGCCGAAUUCUACACGCUGAAGGGAAUGUUCCUUGAGAAGCUCAAGCAAAAGGACGAAGCCGACUCGGCUUACGGCACUGCCUUGUUCUUCGAUAUCGGCGCAGCCAAGGCAUGGGCCGAGUGGGGUUACUUCAAUGACCGCAAGUUCAAGGAUGAACCCACCGACCUGAAUGCAGCGAGACAGGCACUGACGUCGUACCUCCAAGCCGCGGGAAGUUACAAGAAUGCCAAGACCCGCAAGCUCUUGGCCCGAAUCCUCUGGCUCUUGAGCUUGGAUGAUGCUAAGGGCAGCAUCGCAGCGGGCUUCGAUGAUUUCAAGGGUGAGACGCCAGUGUGGUACUGGAUCACAUUCAUUCCUCAGCUUCUUACUGGCCUCGGCCACAAGGAAGCUCCUCGGGUGUACCAGAUCCUCUUGAAGAUUGCAAAGUCGUAUCCCCAGGCCCUGUACUUCCAGCUCCGCACCAACCGUGAGGAUAUGCUCGUCAUCAAGAAGAACCAAGAGGCCAAGGAGAGGGCGCGACAACGUGCGCAGUCGACUACAUCCAGUGGAAAGCCGAGCGCUUCUCCUUCUUUGACCAAGCAGGAGGCUCCCAAGCCCGAGUCUCGACCAGGCACUGCCAACGCAGAGAGUGCCCAAAUCAAGACCGAAGGCAACGACGGCGCCGCUGCAACAGCCGUGGCUAAUGGCCAGGACCCGACAAAGCCACAGCAGCCUCAGAAGAAGCCCCCGUGGGAGCUUACUGAAGAGAUCAUGUCGGUGCUCAAGACGGCGUUCCCUCUCCUGGCUCUAUCGAUGGAGACUAUGGUUGAUCAAAUCCAGAAGCAUUUUAAGUGUCCUCCUGAUGAAGAUGCUUACCGACUCAUCGUUGCUCUCUUGAACGAUGCGCUUGCAUACGUCAGCCGCACGCCUGCCUCAUUUGCGAAGAACGUGAAGCUGCCGGCUGCUACCGAAACUAAUAUUACCCGGUUCGCUGAGACGAUACUUCCGAAUCACAUUAAGAAGUCUUUCGAGGCCGACUUUGUCGACGUUAAGCCAACCAUGUACGAGUAUAUUCACAAGUUGCGACGCUGGCGGAACAAGUUUGAGGAGAAGUUGGAUCGACGUGUUACUCGCACUUCCCUCGAGAAUUUCUCUCCCCACCUGAGCGAGUUCCGGUACCAGAAGUUUGACGAGGUUGAGAUCCCCGGCCAGUACCUGCAACACAAGGAUAAGAACCAGGACUUCAUCCGAAUUGAGCGCUUCCUGCCUAAUGUCGAUCUCAUCCGAUCCAUCAGUGCCUCUUACCGCAGACUCAAAAUGCGUGGCCACGACGGAAGCGUUCACUCUUGGGCGGUCCAACACCCGGCAGCUCGACACUGUCGACGAGAAGAGCGCAUUCUGCAGCUUUUCCGACAGCUCAACCAGACGCUCGGCCGCAAGAAGGAGAGCCGACGCCGUGACCUCCAGUUUACGCUGCCGUUGAUGGUCCCCUUGGCGCCACACAUAAGAAUUGUGCAAGAGGACACUUCCUACAUUACCUUGCAGGGCGUAUAUGAAGAUCACUGCCGACGCAUGGGCAUGUCAAAGGACGACCCAGUCCUGUUCACAAUGGAGAAGCUGCGCGGUGCGCUCGAGAGCAAGAGCUCGAACAAGCCUGAGCAGACUGCCACAGCCCGGUUGGAGGUCUUCAACGCGAUCCAAGAGAAAUGGGUUCCCUCGACACUGGCUUUGGAGUACUUCCAGAAGGUGUUCCCACAGUUCUCAGAGUUCUGGCUCUUCCGACGCCAGUUCUCAUACCAGCUGUCAGCGUUGACAUUCAUGACGUAUAUUCUUUACAUGCACAACCGCUACCCGCAGAAGAUCAACAUUGCUCGUGGGUCGGGUAAUAUCUGGGGAUCGGAGUUGAUGUCGUAUAUGAGCGCAUCGAAGCCCUUCUUCCACAACCCAGAGCCGGUGCCGUUCCGUUUGACGCCCAACUUGCAGACGCUCAUGGGACCACUGGCAACGGAAGGUAUCUUUGCGUGCUCCUUGAUGGCAAUUGCACGAUGCUUGACGGAGCCAGAGCACGAGCUAGAGCACGCCCUGACACUGUUUGUGCGUGAUGAGAUGAUCUUCUGGUUCACCAGCAGCCACCGUGUUGGAAUGUCGGAGAGCCAGCUCCGGGAGUCUGUUCAAGUCAACAGCGACUCAAUUGUCAAGCGGGCAAUUAGCCUGGCCCACAGCCCCGUUGGAAACCUACCAGCGAACCAGACUGUCAUCGACUCGAUUGCUAAGGCGGUGAACCCAAUGAACCUGGCGCAGUGUGACGCCUUGUGGAUGCCUUACCUGUAAGACGAGGGAGGCCAGGGUGUAGGCAAGGAAUAUGAUGUGUGGCGGAGAGAGGCUAGGAGAGAUUUGUGAGGCGGUAGUUAUUGGACUUUGAGCAAGGCGUUAUGGUAUCAAGGCAGAUGUAUGAUAUGGCGGAUACGUGGCGGGAAGGAUGACAACAGUUUGCAUGCGAGAGGACCAGCUGGGAUUGGUUGACUGGACGAUGCAGCAUUUAUUAUUGCACUGUAAUUAAUACCAAAGGCUCCAAGAUGUUUCUUUUUUAUGAAGUGUUCGUGUUGGCUGUUGGAUAUU